Messenger RNA from Phytophthora infestans T30-4, 960 nucleotides. RefSeq lists its product as uncharacterized. Lineage: Eukaryota; Oomycota; Peronosporomycetes; Peronosporales; Peronosporaceae. Gene Ontology annotation, molecular function: sucrose:proton symporter activity. Gene Ontology annotation, cellular component: membrane. The transcript has a single exon. Gene Ontology annotation, biological process: transmembrane transport. The record is from RefSeq and is a predicted model, not a curated record. Bases 1 to 960 code for a protein of 319 amino acids.
AUGGACAUUACAGUGACCUGUAGUCAGACCCCGACGAUGCUUAUGGUUGCAGACUUUGCAGGCGAUCGGCAGACGCUGGGCGCAGCUCUUGGACUCGGGUGGGCCACUAUGGGCGCUAUCAUCCCCGCCGUCUACAUUCAGAUCUGGGGGGCAGCCUACCUGACGUUGCACUACUUCAUGGGCAUGUUGUGUGUCGUCAUGGUCAUCUGUGUGGCCGUGGCUGUGAUCUUCGGUAAGGAAACGCCGCUGGUCGAGACGGACCGGGUGAGCGCCUGUCAGAGCAUUCUAGACGCGUUUAGGACCAUCUUCAAAGGCAUCCAGACCAUGCCGCCUAUGCUCACAGUGUACGCAGCCAUCAUGUUCUUCGUCUUGUAUGGCUACUCGGCGUACAACGGCAACAAAGGCCAGUUCUUUGGCCUCGAGGUGUACGGCGGUACUGCCACUCACGCGGACUCGUGCAACCCGUGCACCGCCGAGCAGGUCGCGUACAACAAAGGUGUGAGUAAGGCCAGUGGACUGGGCGAUCUCCUCUUCAAUAUUGUGGGUUAUAUCUUCUCGUGGGCUCUUCCGUUCCUCGUACAUCAACUCGGCGCUCGUUGGGUCUUGUCCUGCUCGAUGCUGGCACAGGCACUGCUUAUGGCCAUGGCGUUCUGCUCCAGCUUGGAGUUUGACCUCUUUGUAGUGGCCAUUCUGUCCGUAGCUCAAGGUGCCGCCUUCGCUCUUAUGGUGCCUACGAUUAUCCACGUCUUCGGAGGUCGCAGCGACGUGGAGAUCGGAAUGUACGUCGGGGUCUUGAACUCCGCGAAUUGCUUUGGCCAGCUACUUAACUACGCCAUUGGCACGGCAGUCGUGCAGACGUCACUUGGAUAUAAACUACCCGUAUUCUUGGGAGGAGCUAUGAGCUUCUUGGGCUUCCUGGUGGCUGCAUUGCUCUUCAAAGUCAAGAUGCAUUCCAUAUAA